Messenger RNA from Cyprinodon variegatus (sheepshead minnow), 1710 nucleotides. RefSeq names its product kelch-like protein 10. The transcript has 5 exons. Lineage: Eukaryota; Metazoa; Chordata; Actinopteri; Cyprinodontiformes; Cyprinodontidae. The record is from RefSeq and is a predicted model, not a curated record. Bases 1 to 1710 code for a protein of 569 amino acids. Gene Ontology annotation, molecular function: protein binding.
AUGGUGUACAACGACCUCCGCUUGGCAGGAAAAACUACCGACGCUGUCAUUGUUGCUGAAGGUGUCGAAUUUAAAGUUCACAAGCUCAUCCUCUGUGAUUUUGCUCAGUAUUUCCGUAAUCUCUUCACAAACGUGCACAGCUCAGACCAAGAGGUCUUCAUCAUACCAGGCAUAUCAGCUGAAAUCCUGCAGAUCAUCAUCGAAUAUGUUUACACCAACUCUCUCAACGUCACUGAGAAUAAUGUCCUGGAGCUUCUCCUUGCCUCAAACCAGUUGGGUUUAUAUAAAGUUGUACAUGCCUGCUGUGUCUACGUUGAGGGUCUGAUCAGCCCAGAAAACUGUAUUGGCCUCUGGAGUUAUACAGCGACUGUCUGCCGUCAACCUGUGCUUAACUUCAAGAUCUACCAAUACAUCUUACAACACUUUGAGUUGGUCGCUCUGUGCAAUGAGUUCCUGCACCUCUCGGCAGAAGAGCUUGCUAAAAUCAUUGAGGAGGACAACUUGGUGGUUAGAAAGGAGAGUUUGGUGUUUGAGGCCAUUUUGAGGUGGAUUUCUCAUUAUCCUGCAAAUCGGAAGACCCACUUCAGUGCUCUCCUUUCCAAGGUCCGACUGGCCCUAUUGGAUUCACAGUACAUCAAAGACAAUGUAAAGCCUAGCAUAAUGUUGCAAGGCCAGUUGCUCUAUCUCCUUUCCGUUGCCACUAGAACUAAAAUUGUUCAGUACUACUUCGGACAUGGUUUCAGCGGUAUCUCUAACCCCUGUGCUCGCCCUCGGCUGCCAACCGCCAUCCUACUUGCCUUCGGCGGCUGGAGUGGUAUAAGUCCAACCAAUGGCAUUGAGGCUUAUGAUGUCCGUGCUAACCUCUGGCUCAAUGUGACUGACAGAUCCCAGCCUCCUCGUGCCUACCAAGGCACUGCCCUCCUCAAUGGCUUUAUCUACAGCAUUGGUGGCUUUAACAAGUUGGAGUACUUCAACAGCGUGUGUAAGUUUGACCCUAUCACAAGAAACUGGCAAGAGGUGGCCCCCAUGCACUACCGACGAUGCUAUGUGAGCGUGACAGUGCUGAACAGCUGCAUAUAUGCCAUGGGAGGUUAUAAUGGAAUCACUAGAUUACGCUCAGCAGAGUACUAUCGGCCAGAGAUCAACCAGUGGAGUUUGAUUGCUGCAAUGAAUGAGCAAAGGAGUGAUGCACACUGCACCACCCUUAACAACAAGAUCUACAUCUGUGGGGGAUUCAAUGGUCAUAGUUCUCUGCAGACAGCGGAGUGUUACAGCCUGCAGACAGGACAAUGGACAAUGAUCACCCCUAUGAUCAGAAGACGCAGUGGAAUACGAGUCAUCGCACAUGCAGGACUUCUUUAUGCAGUUGGUGGUUUUGACGGCAGCAGACGCCUGCGCUCUGUUGAGGCCUUCAACCCUGACACUUAUCUCUGGAGAGAUGUGGCCUCCAUGAUUAGGCGCCGCAGCAACUUUGGCAUCGGAGUGGUUGAAGGUCGACUUUAUGUUGCUGGAGGCUUCAAUGGCUUAACCACCUGCAACAAUGUGGAGUGUUACGAUGCCGAUACAAACAGGUGGUCAGAGGUCUGUAGUAUGGGAAUCUCCCGCAGUGCUCUUAGCUGCUGUGUAAUAACCGGCCUCCCCAACAUGGCUGAUUAUGUGAUCCCUCGAUGCCACCUGCCCCUGCUUCCAGUAGAGCAAGUAGAAUUAUAA